Molecule: messenger RNA, 2352 nt
Organism: Clupea harengus (Atlantic herring)
Lineage: Eukaryota; Metazoa; Chordata; Actinopteri; Clupeiformes; Clupeidae
Exons: 6
Coding region: 703-2352 (549 amino acids)
Source: RefSeq, a predicted model, not a curated record
CACAAAGUUUGAGUGUUCCCUUCGCGUGUGUGGCUAUGUGAAGGCCAAUGAAUCUGUGUGAUUACAGUGCCAAGUUAUGAGAGGGAAAUGGUUAGUUAUGCAUGCAGAACCUAUGUCUCUAGGAAGCAAUCCAACAUUAACCCUUGGAUGGUGUGGUGAAGCCAACUACAAAAUUGUCAGGGUUCCUGGACUGCAAUACCCCUAUUGACCAUGUGGGGCCCUCAGUGUUCUCGUUUGCCAGUCACAUGUUUGAGUCUUGUCUUUAUUGUGUCAUUAUGUUCACCUGAGCCUUGUUUGCCUGUCUAUUUAAGCUUCCUGAUUUUCUGUGUCUUUGCUCAAUCUUGAUUUGACACCCUGUGACGACUUUGCAAAAGAGCUUUGUUACCUGUUUUUGGAUACCUUUUUUUUUUAAACUUUUUUAAUUUUUUUUUAUUUAUAUAACUGUAACUGCCUGGACGAGUUUCCUUGCCUGGAUGUAUUCUGAGUUUUUUUUGCCCUCUUUUUGGAUACUUGUGCCUGAUUCAAGUAAAGACUUUUUGACUUGAACAAAUCUCUACUGAACUUCUCCUUGUAUCACCGAGUAUCUAACAACUCCAGAUGAGGACCAUUUUCUGCAUUAUUUUCAGUCUGUUUUACGGUGUGGCCAAGUGAUCCAGUCCUGAGUUGGACUUUCACCUUAACAGCCAGGAGCACUCAACAAUCAUGACUGAGAGAUUUGCUAAGAUGAGGACCAUUUUCUGCAUUAUUUUCACUCUGCUUUACGGUGCAUCCUCAAAAACCAUCAAUGUUGCCACAAAUGGAAAAGUGACAUUACAGCCCCAUGUUGAAGGAGAGAUAGAAAACAUUGUGUGGAUGCAUGAUGGGGACAAGAUGGUGGACUGGGACAAUAAGGCUGUAAACGUCAGAGAAUAUUUAAAAUUCAAGGGGCGGAUUAAGUUGGACGUAAAAACUGGGGAUGCAACUAUUAUAAAUCUGGCCAAAGAUGACAGUGGAUUGUAUGAGGCUGUAGUGAUAAUACAAGGACGGAUCAUCAGCAUAAAGCACAGAGUUAAAGUAACUGACCCUGUCACCAAAGCAAAGGUCACCUGCCCAAGCAAUGCAACACUUCACUGUGAAGCAGAGGGUGACUCUCUGGACUACAGCUGGUCUGGGCCUGGACUAAAGACUGCAGAGAUGAGGGGCCAGACUGGACCACAGAUCAGUAAGGAGAACCAGGACUCAGUCUACACCUGUGUGGUGAGCAACCCAGUUAGUGACAGCAGUGUGACCUACCAUGCCAGUGACUGCUUUACCUCAGGAGAUCAUCAGCUCAUCCUAGGUGUAGUGUGUGCUGUUGCUGUUAUUGGAGUCAUUGGUGCUGCUGCUGGGUUGGUCUAUUACUGCUACAAGAUCAACUCAAGAGGGCAGAGACACACUGGAAAUGAGAUCAAACAUGAGACGGAUGGAAAGAUUAUAACCAACCAAAAGAAGGAAGAGAGUGUACUAUUGCUCACUGGAAAACAUCAAGCUUCAUCUUGUGCAGUAACACAAAAUACCUGUGACCAAUCCUUAAACUCAAUUGAACCUACAGGUAAAAGGCUAGAGGAGAGUGUGAAUGUAGGAGACAAUUCAAGUGGAAAAUCAAUUAUAACAGGCAGUCAAGCUACUCACACAGCAGCAACAAAUACCUGUGACGGGUCUUCAGACGCUGAGGAUAGAGUUACAGGUGAUGUUCAAGAGGACAAAAUGGAUACCACUGUAAGGCUCAGCAAUGAUGACGUCACCAAUAUACCGACACAAGAAGGGCAGAAAGAGAGAAUAGGGGAAGGGGGGAGUUUAGAUGGACAAUCAACAAAUUCAGUUCAGGAUGAACCUGCUGUUCAUGAUGGAAUGAAGCAGCAUGAAGAAGUGAACAACAAUCCCACAGCUGUAAAGAGUUAUUUAAGAGGAGUCCUGCUAAAUAUAUUUGAUACCAGUAUUACAAUGAACCCAAAAGCUUGUAAUUUGAUCAAGAAUGACCCGGGCCCCUUUACGCAAUUAGACUCUGCACCAAGGUCUGAUGAGAGUGCUAAGCCUUCCCCAACAGUUGUAACAUGCCCACAUGCCGAUUCCUCCUCUGGAUCUCCCAGACAGUCCAGAUACACUGAUGCUGUUAGAGAUGCAAAUAAGUGUUCAGGUAACAUGAAUAUGGAGGGGACCUGUGAAUAUGAGAGAGGAACAAACACAGUAACAGAGGAACAGAACCAAACCGCCGACCCGUCACUCUCUGGAUCAGCAGGAAGCAUCAGGAAUGAUGACAUCAUCAACACAUUACCACAUGGAGGGCAGGAAGAGGGAAUGCAGGUUGACGAUACACACUUCAAAAGUGAAUGA